Molecule: messenger RNA, 901 nt
Organism: Haliotis rubra (blacklip abalone)
Lineage: Eukaryota; Metazoa; Mollusca; Gastropoda; Lepetellida; Haliotidae
Product: histone-lysine N-methyltransferase EHMT2-like
Exons: 5
Coding region: 280-750 (156 amino acids)
Molecular function (GO): protein binding
Source: RefSeq, a predicted model, not a curated record
CUUUGGCCUGUCUGGACUGGUCGGAAUCCACUGCCCCAAGUGACCACAGGAGAGUCUGAUAUACAGGACUCCACUGAUCCCAGUCAGGGUGGGAGCGAGACGGACCAUCUGCUCCCAGGGGCCAAACCAACGUCUUCUACACACGCGACUCCAUCACAAGCAGGCCGCGACCUCUACUACGCCAGCAGGAGCGGUGACCUGGAGGAGGUGAGGCGGAUCCUGUCAGCGGGUCACGCAGACGUCAACAGUAGAGGAUGGAGGAGCAGCAGGACACCGGUGAUGGAGGCAGCACUGGGGGGACACAGGGAUGUGGUGGAGCUCCUUGUGAGUCGAGGUGCUGAUGUGUCACUGGUGGACGAUAACGGUAACAACACCCUUGACUGGGCCUGUGUGGGAGGAGACAGGAAGACAGUGGAGUUUGUCCUGUCUCUGGACGGGGUGGACAUCAACAGUAGAGGAGGACGGUGGAACAGGACACCGGUGAUGUGGGCAGCACUGGGGGGACACAGGGAUGUGGUGGAGUUCCUUGUGAGUCGAGGUGCUGAUGUGUCACUGGUGGACGAUAACGGUGACAACAUCCUUCACUGGGCCUGUUGGGGAGGAGACAGGGAGACAGUGAAGUUUGUCCUGUCUCUGGGCGGGGUGGACGUCAACGCCUGGAACAACCGCGGGCAGACAGCGACCGACGUGGCGAGAGGCAGGCGACAUCCUCAACUGUCGGAUCUCCUGGUGUCACGUGGUGGACACUGAAGUCAGUGUGGUGUUGGUGUAGACAGUCAUGGAGUACAUGUCAUUACUGACACUGACGUGGUGUGUGACGUUCACGUCAUCGUGUUUUAUAUUUCAGCAUUAAGGUGAGGAUGUUUGACGUAUGUUAGGAAAAUAAAACUUGUGAAACAUU